Messenger RNA from Triticum aestivum (bread wheat), 945 nucleotides. Its product is annotated as thaumatin-like protein 1b. NCBI's taxonomy places the organism in Eukaryota, Viridiplantae, Streptophyta, Magnoliopsida, Poales, Poaceae. Bases 1 to 945 code for a protein of 314 amino acids. The record is from RefSeq and is a predicted model, not a curated record. The transcript has 3 exons.
AUGGAAGCAACAAUUCUUCUCCCCCUGCUCUCUCUGAUCUGCCUCUCCUUCCUCAAAGGAGCACGGCCUGCGACGUUCACAGUGAAGAACAACUGCGGCUAUACCGUGUGGCCGGGCAUCCUCUCCAACGCCGGCGUGGCGCCGCCGUCCACCACCGGCUUCGCGCUCUCCCCGGGCGAGUCCCGUGCCGUGGAGGUCGCCGAUGGCUGGUCCGGCCGCAUGUGGGGCCGCACGCUCUGCGUGCAGAGCUCCUCCUCUGGCGCCGGCUUCGCCUGCGCUACCGGUGACUGCGGCUCGGGCACAGUCGAAUGCUCCGGCCGCGGAGCCGCCCCGCCGGCCACUCUUGCCGAGUUCACGCUCGCUUCCAUCGGAGGCGACGACUUCUACGACGUGAGCCUCGUCGACGGCUUCAACGUGCCGGUGCUGGUCGCGCCGGCGAACGGGAGCUGCCCGGCCACAGACUGCCCCGCCGACCUGAACGCGCAGUGCCCGCCGGAGCUGCGCGUCGUCGUGGCCGGCGCGGCGGUGGCGUGCCGGAGCGCGUGCGAGGCGUUCGGGACGGAGGCGUACUGCUGCAGCGGCGCGCACGGGACGCCGGCGACGUGCGCGCCCACGGCCUACUCGCGGCUGUUCAAGGCCGCGUGCCCGCGCGCCUACAGCUACGCCUACGACGACGCGACGUCCACGUUCACGUGCGCCGGCGGCAGUGCCGGCUACGGCGUCGUGUUCUGCCCCGCCGGCGGGUCGAGCUGCUCGAACACAAGCAUUUCCCAAGAUACAACAGGCCAGCUCAGUUUGAGCCCUGUAACAGCGAAACCCGCUCAUGAAGACCGUCUUGAGAUGAUCAUGGCGGCACAUACCCGCCACCUCACCACUGGAGACACCACUGGAUUGCAGAUAGAACAUCUGCAUUGGAAGCUUUUGGUCAAACUAAUCCAAGAAUAG